Messenger RNA from Photinus pyralis (common eastern firefly), 7060 nucleotides. RefSeq names its product titin-like. The coding region runs from base 146 to 6925 and encodes 2259 amino acids. NCBI's taxonomy places the organism in Eukaryota, Metazoa, Arthropoda, Insecta, Coleoptera, Lampyridae. The transcript has 4 exons. The record is from RefSeq and is a predicted model, not a curated record.
GAACUAAAACUGAAAAUUAAGUCAGAAUCGAUUCACGCGUGUUGGUAAACGUUGGAAAAAGAAUUAAAUAUCGAUUCAGGGGUGUGUGAUACUUUUAUUUGUAAUAUGAAGAUGGAUAGUAGAUUGUGUGUUAAAGCAGACAAGUAUGGAAGAAAUUGAUCGAGUUUCGAACAACGCAUCACCAGACAUUCCGAAAGUACCUAUAAAGACAUACCAUUGGGAGGACGUGCGACGGUCCAGAAGAAGAGGAGCUUAUCCUUGGACACAUCUUACCAAGCCACCGUUUGACGAAGAGGUCGACCCCGACGAAUACACAAUGGAUGCAUUUAGACGAAGCCGUAGUACGUCAACUUUGGGCAAAUCCGAAACGCAAGAGGUCACCGAUGUCGAAAUGAUCCAGAAAAGUGAGCACGAACUUCACACCGACGACGAACAUCUGGAGGACAAAGAAAAUAUGAGCGACACUAAUCUUCAAAAGGCCAGCGUAAGCACGGACAGGGACACCCUAGACGUUCCAGUGAGUGCUGUGAAUGGAAAUAGAGCGAGAUCGGAGGAGCCGUACAAAAAACGAAGGUUAUCAGUGGACAGCAGUUACAGUCGCAUUAGUUUACCAAAGUUGCGAAUUAUGGAUAGGCUCAAAACGGCGAAGAGUAGGCUGAAAGUUCCCAAAUUUUCGAAACGGGCAAGGUCAGAGGAAUCGGCACUUCAAGAGACAAAGAAACAGAAAACGGUCACAGCUGGUGCGCCUAAGAAGGAGAAAAUGCAAACAAUAAAAGAUGAAUCACCGGUCUACAUACACAUACCUCUGAAACCGCCACCUGGGGAAACGGACGAGUAUUCCAAGUAUGAAUGUGAAAGUCUCAAGCAGUCUCCUAUGGGAAGUUUAAUUAAUGUAAGUAGUCCUGAUGAAAAGAAAAGGAAAACGUCACUAUUAGAUUUGCUUACACAAAUUAAAUUGGUCCACGACCAACAUGUCGCCCGUAGGGCGUCGCAAACCAGCGUGGAGUUAACGAAAACAAUCAAAAUGAAAUUGGAUAGUGACAGCGAUGUGUUUAUAGAGGAGGUAACAGAAGAGAUCCUAAUAGAAGGGCAAGGAGAAUCUGUUCCACCUACGGUAGAAAUCGAGGAAAGUGUCAGUACGGCUCGUAGCGAAUUCGAAGACUCUAUGCGAAGUGACAAAGUAACCAUCGAAGAGGUUGCGGAGGAUGAGAAAAAAUCAGUUCCAGAUGUAGCCGAAGAUAGUUCAGUCGAUGAUAAUAUUAGCCAGUGCCUAGACAAAGAUGACAAAGGCGAAGUAGGACCAAGCACUAUUAAAGUUCAGGAGAAACAAACCUUAAGUGAUCACACGCCCGAUCCGGAAAGAUUACGCAAACUAGAGGCGACGUUAUCAAAGUGGAAAAAAGCAGUACCCACACAGGGUCAUCUCGAACUACCUCCCAAAGAAACCCUUCCGGUAAGAGCUCGCUCCGAGGAACCUAAAAGGAAACGUAGACCCUCAAUCGAUAGUAGCCACAGCCGGAAAAGUCUAUCAAAGCUCGCAUUUAUGAAGAAACUCAAGCAAGCCAAGGAAAAGAUCAGGCUGCCCAACUUUCCGUCCUUUUCCAAAUUCGAUAGAAAGUCCAAACCACGCCAAGAGAAAGCCGAGGUCGUCCAAAAACCAGAAGAAAAAUCGAAGAGGUCGCAAACCGCUGGGCCGGAGAAACCAGUUUACAUUCACAUACCCUUGAAGCUGCCGCCGGGUGAGUCGGACGAGUUUUCCCACCUGGAAAGCGAAGCGGUUGAGGAAACCCGCCCGAUUGAAAAGACAGACCAAGAGGUUGUUGAAGAGGCUGAAACUCCUGAGCCUGAUACGCCCGAUGAUAAUAUUCAAUUGAUUAUUUUAACUCCGCCGUCGGAUGAUGAAAUUUUAGACAGCGCUGGACCGGAGACUCCUUGCGAGACUGACCAGAAGUUUUUCGGAAGUUUGAAGAUUGAAGAUUUGAAAACUUUGGCGAAGCAUGCUGUGGACACUGUGUACCCCGACGUAAAGCCGUUGGAAACUGUGAGCGAAGUGGAAGACAACCCAGAAGAAGAUCCCGAAUUGGAAGAGCAAAAAGGUGUUUUGCAGUUGAAACAUCAAAUACUUGUAGACGAAGAGGAUGGGUUAAAACUAAGCGAGGUGGCAAUUGCAAUGAUUAAUGAGGAAUUGGAGAAGGAAUACCAUCAACAAGCGUUAGGACUAAAGUCUAUAAUUAAAACGGAAACCUCCCCCGUGUUGAAAAAGAAGGUGUCUUUCAAGCGUAAGUCGAAAACUGAAAGUGGAGAGCCGAUAUAUGAAGACGUAAAGUUGAAUACUCCCGAUAUUAAGGCACCCGAAGCGAGUGUGGUCGGACAUAGUGUGGUUAUUCCCUUAGAAUCUUUCCAAUCGAUGUCAGUGGACGAGGAGAAGUCGUAUUUGGAUAAACAAAUAAUGAAGACGACCUCUUUGGAAGACGACUACAAUAAAUGGUCCAAAUCAAACGACCAUGAGUAUGAGCCGGUUAACCCACCCCCUGAAGUGGUAUCAAUACAAGGGCCGCCAGUUAUUCAUGAUGGCAGACGGUCACUUGAACGAAAAGUUUCCCCAUCACCCGAUGGCCACCACCAUGAUGACGGGAAAACCCUCAGCGUUCACGAGUUGGAGAAAAACUUCGAGGAUCGUUACUUCCCAAACAAACCGGCAAAAACCGAGGGCCACGACGAUAGUUUUGCACACGCACCUGAUAUGGUCUCAAAAACGGACAGCCUAAAGCACAGCUCAAAAGCAAGCACCAGUUCAAAGGCAAGUUCAAGAAGUAAGAGAAGGAACGACUCAUUAACCCGAAGUUUCAACGACACCAUUCGCACUCAGGCUGUUAAAAUUAAAACAAAGAUCCAAGGCAUUAAAAGACCAAAAAUCACUUUACCGUCUCCGCCAAAACUACCAACUGCGAAAUUCAAAAAGCCGAACUUCAAGAAACCAAACAUUAAACUUCCCAAGCUACCGGACCGGCCUUCAAUCAACUUGCCAUCGUUUAACUUCACGCGUAAAGAUUCUAAAGAUUCAUGGCGAGCCCGACAAUUUUCGACGGAGUCGAACGUAGGCGACUCCAAGAAAAAAUUUUUCGACUUUAGGACGUAUCCUAGAAUGUUUGAUAAAUCGAAAGGAAGAGACAAGGAUGUUUCGUUCGAAAACAACGAGCCGUCAUCCACUCAGCCGGACUUCGCGACGGUACCAAGAGUAGGUAAGGUUAAAUCUGGAUCGAAGUGGGGGGACGUAAAGAAGGAAACUUCAAAAGCUCCAAAUGUAAUCCGAAUUCCAUUGCACUCUGAAGAUUCCAUGGACGAUCCUUCAAAUGCUUUAUUCGAUCCUAACGCUAACGAAGAGGAGAAUGUGCAAAAUCAUGAAGCGGAUGUUCCUCCUCGGGAAUACGACAAGGAGCACAGAGAUGUUGAGUUUAUCCAGGAUCAACCAGAAGAGGAUGACUAUAUACCGGAAAAUCGCGAAGAGGACACGUUUGGUAAAGAGCUACUAAAAAGAUGGGAGCACGGUGAGUUUCACGAAGGGCCUCAAGCUGGACGAUACAUUGAAGAUAUUCAUAAUGUCGAUUAUACACCUCCCCCCGAACAGGAAGAGCAAACACCACAAGAAGGUAGUAUGGAUAUAACUCCCUCGAAAGAGCACUCCUCGGGAAGUUUGAGCGAACAUCGCCAAGGAGUGUUAGAAGAAAUCGAUUCAGACGAAUUCUUCUUGCGAAAAAAGGGUAUAUCGCAAGAAGAUAUUGAAGUUGGAAAGUACUUAAGCUCCGAAAUACGGGAAGCGUUUAGAAAACCAAUUCUGCCACAGUCCAACAGUGAAGAUCGGGAGUACGAUAUGGAGCUUUCCGAUCAGUCAGAGCCCGUACGAGAGCCUCCAAGACGUAAGCCCUUAAGAAAACCCAAACGAAAGAAAACUCCCCACGUUUCAAGCGAACAACUGAGCUUCGAACUUGAAUCGUACACUACCGAACCGGAGGAGUAUCCUAAGGACUUUGAGGUCGAACUUGAAAUAUCACCACCGGUUAGACCGAAUCGGCGAAAGAACAAGAAAUUGGAUAAUGAUGAUGUCGUUCCAUUUCAAGAAACGAUUCCCAUCGUAGAACACGGCACAUUCAUUCACCCCGAUUAUAUAAUUGCGAUAGAUCAUUCCGAUGUUCUUCGCCACAAUAUUCUGGGUAGUGACAUGCAAUACUUUUACGAGCACGAUUUUCCGCACAUGUACGAGAAUGAGUGCAUGAAGGAUUUUGAACAGCCGAAAAUUAAGGUCUACGAUCCCUACGACGCGUAUGAAAAUUUCCAAGGCUCUCCCGAACGAGACGACCGCCCUCCAGUACCUCCCACGCGUAGGCAAAGAAGUUCAAGGAGUUUAAGUCCGUCUGACCGCGGUUCAAUAACAGGUGAAGCUCCAUUCGAAUGCGUCAGUCUGGAUCGUUCUCCCAUACCUCCUACUCGCCGGCAAAGAAGCCUAAGGAGCUUAACGCCCUCUGAUCAAGAAGACGAAGAAAAACGCUUUUCUUUAGACGGGGUAGAAUUAAACCACUUCCCUGUAACUCCACCCCGCCGGCGUAGAAAUUACAGAAGCGCAAGUCAAUCCGACCAAGGUUCAAUAGGGCACGAAGAACAACGUGUUCCUGUAGAAAAUAUUCAAGAUUACAGAGCAGACCACGAGUACAUAAUCCCCACACCAGAGCCACCUGAGCGACCAAGAAGAACUCGUUCCUGCACUCGAUCGAUAUCAGCAUCACAAUUAGAAGACGACCGAACAUCUCGAGGUGCUGACUCUUUGGUUUCUGACGCUCCAGUGGAAGUGACUGAAGUCGCUUGCAUAAAAGACGUAAGAGACACGAGCGGUUAUGCUGUUAUCGAUAAGUCCAAAGCAAGAGACCCCCCUCUACCACCUACCCGAGUACCGAAAACACCACCGCGGCCAAGAAGAGCCAACAAGCAUAAGUCAAAGGAAGAUAAAUUUGCAACGGUACCCCGAUCGACAGGUGAAACAACGCCAGUGAGACCAUUACGAAAUUAUAGCACUCUAAGAGGACCAACACCUACCUUUACUGAAGAUAAGGAGAAUUUAAACGUAGUUCAUCUCCAAUCUGGUGAAGUGGUUCAAAAAAUGAGAGACCGGCCUCUGCCAGCACCACCACGCCCGCCCCGGAAGUCCCGGUCGGCUUUACGCGACAUAUCCCAUGAACGAAACUUGCCAACGGAAUCUCAAGAAGACCUUCACAAAUUUACUGCAGAAGAAACUGACGAUCUUCAGCAACUGGAAGACCAAAUUUUACCUUACGACCACGAAGAAACUAUAACCCAUGGCUCUCUAGUUUUACAAACGUUAACCGACCCGGACGCUGUCUCACAUUCCACUCUUCGCACCGACGGAGAUUCUACGGUUCAUGUCAUUGAAAUUACCAGGGAACCGCUUGACGAACCCACAGCUGAUGAAGAGUUCUCUGAGAUACCUGAAGAUUUUAAAAAAUUGAAAAACCCACCGGAAGCACUUUUGUCGAGUGUUGAACCACCAUAUGAAGAUUCUGAAGUCCCUGCAGAGUUUCACGAUUUGAAGAACCCUGAUAUCCCAGAAGCUGUGGUAACAUCGGGUAUACCUGACGAACUCUCCAAAGUAAGAGAUCCGCAGCCCCAAGUGGUUGAACCCGUGAGUUUAAUUCAAGAUGGUCAGGAGGUAAGUAUCCUAAGGGCGCAAAAACUGCAAGUCGCCGAUUUAGACGUUGAUAAAUUGCACGUCAACGAGCUACAGGCGAGUAAAAUCAUCGUGUCUGAGCUAGAGGGUGUAAGUUUGCAAGUCUCAGAGAUCAACUCUAAAGGUGGCAACUUAAUAGUGAGCGGUAUUGAUCUACCCCCAAAUUUGAUCCAAGAAAUGCUCCAAAAGCUGCAAAUGGCGGCAGAAGAGCGCAUGGCUUCAACUGCAGUUCAAGCGGUAAGUAGUGAGCUAAAAUCCGAAGAAGAGGGCGAUUUUGUCGAAAAAAAAACUUCGAUUGAUGAUCCUUUGGAAACAGAAUUAUUUGAUACAGCUCCUCCGGUGCCUCCUCGACACGACUCAAAAACUGACCUCUUAGAUACCGCUGAAGAAAAAAAUGAUAUAUCUGAAGAAUUGCUUGAACCUCCAACUCGUCCCCCCAGAAGAUCAUCUCAAGUGGAAAAGGUGUCCGAGUUUAUGAACGAAGAUGAGCCUUCUUUAGACAAUCAACAAAACAUAAUGGACUUGGAGGAGUGUUUAAUUCAAGAACUAAUUGAUGAAGCUAUUGCUACUGUUAGUGACACUAUUGUUGAAGACGGGGCAGUAAAUUUAGAAGUGGGUGGUGAGAGAAUUGAGGAACAUGGUGAACAACCAGUAGACGUGGAGCAGAUUGCGAAAGAAGAGCACGACAGGAUUUCGAAGUCUGAUGAAGAACCUCCUCCAAGACCUCCCGACCCGGUUCAGUCUGAACUUACCUACAUACCUUCGCAACCUCCCCCAAGUUUUUACGCAUUGCGAUCUCCACACUUCAAAGAGUUUAUCGAUGAAGACAUUCCUUUGCCGCCUCGGCGGAAACGUCACCACAAACCUCCGCCGCCGCCGGUGACCGCCUCAAGUUCAGAAGAUGCAGUGCCAGUGAGUAGACGGCACCAUCGUUCUCCCGAACCGUCUAUACCGCAACUUACCGGACAGUUAGUGAGAUUGUGCGCGCUGGAAGGCGACCGCUCUAUUAGGAGACUGAUUACUCAUAUUACCAAUAAUGUAGUGAAUAACGUGGAUGGUAAACAAGACUUGCAUGUUGUUAUUUUGCUGUUGUUAAUUUUUAUUGCCGGAUUAAUUUUAUUGAGCGAACCGAAAGUUACGAUAUAUCAAAGUCAUUGGGAUUUUUUCAAUCCACCUACCGAUUUGUGACGUCAUAAUCGUAUGUACUUUUAUUUAUGUAUUAGUUUUCUUUUUGUUAUGUUCUGCUGUUUUCAUAUUAACAAUUUGUUAAUUUCAAACUAUAACUUUUACAAAAUACAGUUUUAGGAAAAUGUCUUAAAAACC